GUUGUGUGUUGGACUUGGGUUGGUAUAUUCAGUUUUCAGGAGAGUUUGGUAUACACACAACACAACACCAACAUGAAGAGCAUGGUGACGCCAUUGACGAGGGUCUUACCCUUUCGUCACCCAAAUGGCUAUAAUACCCUUCCCUUCUCUCUUACACGCUACCCUUCCUCACCGAACUUCUCCUUCUCCUUCUCCCCUCUCACUCUCACUCUUUCCAUGGCCGCUUCACCACAAUCCUCCGCUCCGACUGUGUCGCCUGGUGAUGCUAACAUCAACAAAGAUGGUGUAUUUCAAUUGAUUCAAGCACAUCAGGAAAAAGCUGCUAGACUUCCACCAGUUGAGGAAAUUCGAACUGUCCUUGAUCGUAGCGUGCGUGGGAUGCUCUCUACAUUCUCGAAGAAGUUCGAUGGUUAUCCAUCAGGGUCUAUGGUUGACUUUGCUUGUGAUUCAAAUGGAUAUCCUAUAUUAGCAGUGAGCGACUUGGCAGUUCAUUCGAAGGACCUAACUGCCAAUCCUAAAUGUUCAUUGCUUGUGGCUAGAGAUCCUGAAGAUAGGACUGAUUUAGUGAUUACUGUACAUGGUGAUGCUAUCUCUGUACCUGAAAAUGAAAGAGAAGCCGUUCGAGCUGCAUAUUUGGCGAGGCAUCCCAAUGCAUUUUGGGUUGACUUUGGAGACUUCCGAUUCUUGCGCAUUGAACCAAAAGUUGUACGAUUUGUGUCAGGUGUUGCCACGGCUUUGUUAGGAUCAGGAGAGUUUAGUGGAGAUGAGUAUAAAUCUGCAAAAGUUGACCCCAUAGCUCAGUUUUCCAAGCCAGUGGCGUCUCAUAUGAACAAAGAUCAUGCUGAAGAUAACAAAGUGAUUGUGCAGCAUUGGACCUCAGUUCCAGUGGACUUUGCCGACAUACUAGAUUUGGAUAGUCUUGGUUUCAAUGUUAAGGCUGGUUACCAGGGUGAUACUUUCAAGCUUCGUGUACCUUUCCCUCGACGUGCUGAAGAUAGAAAGGAUGUGAAGACUCUCAUUGUUGAGAUGCUUCAAGCUGCUAGGCCUAAAGUUGAUUGAUCACGCCAUUGAUCAAUGAUGAACAGCACCUGCCAGUCAUCCUGGGGAGAGGACAAAAUGUAUACGUCAAAAAAGUAAAUGCAGUUAUAAUUUCCAAAGAUAAAGAUGACAAAGCAAAUGGUUGACUUUUGUCAUUUCUUUUAUACACACUAUUUAGUAUUCUUACUAGGGAAAGCACUUGAAAAUUCAGACAUACAAGUGGUAUGGUAUUUUAUCAAAGAAACAAACCCUUUAUACAUAAAUGAUUUUGUGUAUUUCUUCCUGGUGUACUCUUGUAUAGAGUUGGAACAAUGUAUGGAUAAUCCUUAAGAAACAACAACAAUUAUUUAUUUUGUGCAUGUUUAUUUUA
Glycine soja is the source of this 1408-nucleotide messenger RNA. RefSeq lists its product as uncharacterized. The transcript has 13 exons. The record is from RefSeq and is a predicted model, not a curated record. NCBI's taxonomy places the organism in Eukaryota, Viridiplantae, Streptophyta, Magnoliopsida, Fabales, Fabaceae. Bases 73 to 1059 code for a protein of 328 amino acids.